CCCUUCUCUCCCUCUCCCUCUCCCUCCUCCUCCAGGCGAGAUGGGCGACGCAGACAGCCUGGCGUUCGCGGACCUUCAGGAGGGCGACGUGGAGGAGGUCGUGUCCUUCAUGGCGGACCACUUCUACCCGAGAGAACCGCUGAGCACGGGCCUCCACAUGACCUACGAGGACAACAAGGAGUGGAUCCACGAGUCGGUGCGGGACUGGGUGCGGAGCGGAGCGUCGGUGGUGGCGCGCGACCCACACACGGGGAGGGUCGCCGGCACGAUCCUGGCCACCGUGCUCACCAGGGACCAGUCCAACACCUUCGAGGAGGCGCUCAAGAGUCCCAAGACCAAGGUGAGGACACUGCACACUGUCCUAUCCGUCUUGGAAGCUGCUGUCGACUUCUUUUCUCGCUACGAAAAUGUGGACAGGAUCUUGGAGCUGGCCAUGAUCACUGUGUCUGAAGAGUUCAGUGGCCGAGGUGUGGGCAGGAGGCUUGUGCAGGAGAGCGAGACGCGCGGCAAGAAACUCGGAUGCCAGCUGGCCACGGCGCAGGCCACGGCAGUACCUUCACAACGACUACUCUACCGCCUUGGCUACGAAGACCUCUAUACCAUGGAUUACGGCACCUUCGAGAUCGCAGGCGACCGUGUCUUUGACAUGGACCGUAUGCUGGGCACUCCCUCCGCCAAGGUGAUGGCCCGUCUCCUCGAUGAAGAGAACCAAGAGCAGUAGAGUUCCUGCUCCGAUGUCUUCCAUGCCGGGGGAGAGUCGAGUCCCUUCCGGUGUAGGUGUUGCCUCCGGGACAACA
Penaeus chinensis is the source of this 797-nucleotide messenger RNA. Its product is annotated as arylalkylamine N-acetyltransferase-like 2. The transcript is spliced from 4 exons. Gene Ontology annotation, molecular function: N-acetyltransferase activity. Bases 41 to 721 code for a protein of 226 amino acids. The record is from RefSeq and is a predicted model, not a curated record. NCBI's taxonomy places the organism in Eukaryota, Metazoa, Arthropoda, Malacostraca, Decapoda, Penaeidae.